CUUUUUAACGCCACGCUUCAAUUCGCAACACGCCAUCUUUAAUUCCGUUUACUAGCUAACUAAAAGUUAUGCCAAUCUUCAAACUUUCUUCUUCGAAUCUUCAAAUCCCAGCUUCACUGCUUGCUCUUACUGUUAUCUGUGUGAUCGAUUCAUCAACUACCUUUCCAAACUGAUCAAAAACUUACCGGAUUUAGAAAGAAAUGGCUUCUUUGAUCCUUCCCACAAAGCAAAACCCUCCAUCGUCUUCGUUUCUUCAGAGGAACCAUCAAAACCCUCUCUUUUUCUGCAAAAGAAGAAGAAUCUUGAAAAAGAAUCAAACCCUAGUUCCUGUUGCAAGAUUAUUUGGGCCUUCAAUCUUUGAAGCUUCAAAGUUGAAGGUUUUGUUUCUUGGAGUUGAUGAGAAGAAGCAUCCUGGGAAUCUUCCAAGAACAUAUACACUUACACAUAGUGAUAUAACUUCUAAAUUGACUCUGGCAAUCUCUCAAACUAUCAAUAAUUCUCAGUUGCAGGGUUGGUAUAACAAAUUAUAUAGAGAUGAAGUGGUAGCAGAAUGGAGGAAAGUGAAAGGGAAUAUGUCUCUUCAUGUUCAUUGUCAUAUAAGUGGUGGCCAUUUUCUUCUUGAUUUGUGUGCUCGCCUCAGGUUCUUCAUCUUCUCCAAAGAACUCCCUCUGGUAUUGAAGGCAUUUGCUCAUGGAGAUGGGAAUUUGCUGAAGAACUACCCAGAGUUACAAGAGGCUUCAGUUUGGGUUUACUUCCAUUCAAACAUUCAAGAAUUCAAUAAGGUAGAAUGUUGGGGUCCACUAAAGGAUGCAGUGGGACCCUUGUCCACGUCAUCUGAAUCCACCAUUGUUGAAGAUGAAUCAAGCAACUGGGAGGUACCUAAACCAUGCCCAGAAGAAUGCGCAUGUUGUUUCCCACCAAUGAGUUCAAUUCCUUGGUCUCAUGAUCUUGUCAGAAAUCAAGAUGAUGAUGGUGUCACCCCAAAUGGCUUACAACAAAAAGCUUGAUCAAGAUUUCUUGGUGGGUAUUCUUUGUUUAUAGGUAUAUGAUGAUGAAGAUAAAAAAAAACCAUGUAGUACUUGUGUAUAUACGUAGCAUUUUUAUUGCUAUCAAAUUCCAAGAUUGUUUAAAUUCAGGUCUAACUUUUGCUUC
Messenger RNA from Cynara cardunculus var. scolymus (artichoke), 1152 nucleotides. RefSeq names its product protein STAY-GREEN 1, chloroplastic-like. The record is from RefSeq and is a predicted model, not a curated record. Lineage: Eukaryota; Viridiplantae; Streptophyta; Magnoliopsida; Asterales; Asteraceae. Bases 201 to 1007 code for a protein of 268 amino acids. The transcript is spliced from 4 exons.